GACGGCUGGACGCUGAUUGGUUGAAUUCACGGGCUGUAGAGUCCCGCAAAGUGUCGAACUGAAGACCGAAGUGAAGAGGAAGUACUUUUUUUAAAAAUGGAAAUAUAGAAAAUGAUACUUUAACGUGGUACUGCCGAGCAGUUAGAGAAAGCCAUGCCCGCCCAACCCAACGUGAGGGAGCCAGAAGAGGAGAUGGAGGCAGAAGGAGAGUCCCAACUCCCGGAGGCCAACGGAGAGGUGGAGCAGCUGCGAGAGGAUGAAAGGGGAGAUGGGAGAGGAGAGGAGACCAUGGAGGACAGCGCGGAGGAGCGGGAUAGCGACUUGGACGAUAGUGAGGAAGAGGAGGAGGAAGAGGAGAGUUCAGAGAUGGAUGAUGAAGACUGCGAGCGGAGGAGAGGAGAAUGUCUAGAUGAGAUGCUGGAUCUGGAAAAACAAUUUCAGGAGCUGAAAGAGAAGUUGUUUCGGGAGCGACAGAACCAGGUGAAGGUGAAGCUGGACGAGGUGCUGACGGGGAAGGCCGGAGAAUACAAAGAACCACUGGUGGCACUACAGGAAAGCAUGCAGAUACGAACACAAGUGGCUGGAGUGUACAAAGAGCUGUGUCUACAGGUGAUCAAACACAAGUACGAGUGUGAACAACAAGGAGCAAAGCAGCACCUCGAGAGUGAGCGGGCGUUGCUGUUUGACGCCAUGAAGGCCGAACUGCUGGAGAAAAUCCGAAGACUGGAAGAGGACCGACAGAAUGUGGACCUCACCUCAGAGUGGAGUGAUGAGCUGAAGGGCAAGCAGUGUAACAGAAAGCACCUGCUGGGUGCGUCAGAGAGGAAGAAGAAAGUAGCUCUGGUUUCAGGGCCUUUCAUCGUCUACAUGUUGAGAGAAAUCGACAUCCUCGAAGACUGGACCGCUAUCAAGAAGGCUAAAGUAGCCCUGUCGCCAUCGAAGAAGAAAGUUGAAAAACGGUGAUAACAGGAGCCUCUCACUGAAGACGACCAGGACCAAAAACCAUUCCCAGCGUUUUCCACUUUGCAUCCAGUUCGUCUCCUCCAGAACCCGAAGACGGUGUUAUUUUCCACGCAUUCGACCUCAGCAGCUGCCCCCCCCCACCCUGACUGCUUGUUUGUUUUAUAUUGCUAUUUAAUAGGUUCUUAAUGAUGUGACAACCAUGUAUUUAUAGAAUGAUUUAUAACAGUAAUUAAAUUGUAAUCUUGUUUUUGUGACGAG
Messenger RNA from Pungitius pungitius (ninespine stickleback), 1221 nucleotides. RefSeq names its product BRMS1 transcriptional repressor and anoikis regulator (gene brms1). Bases 154 to 963 code for a protein of 269 amino acids. Gene Ontology annotation, cellular component: Sin3-type complex. Gene Ontology annotation, molecular function: histone deacetylase binding. The transcript has 10 exons. NCBI's taxonomy places the organism in Eukaryota, Metazoa, Chordata, Actinopteri, Perciformes, Gasterosteidae. The record is from RefSeq and is a predicted model, not a curated record. Gene Ontology annotation, biological process: negative regulation of transcription by RNA polymerase II.